AUGAUUACAAACAUACACAAUGUACCUGAAAAAAUAAUCAUUGCUGCUCUGACUUUAGUUGUUUCUGCAUCAGCACUGUUACCCAGUAAUGCAGACCCCAAUGAUUACAGUUGUGACCCUGCUGGACGAGUCUUUCUGCUGCUUCCACACCACACUGAUUGUACUAAAUUCUACAUGUGCACUCAUGGCAGAGAAGUUGAAUUCUCAUGCCCUCCCACGACCAUCUUCGCUUUUCACAUACAGACUUGUCAGUGGCCAUCAUUAACCAAAUGUAUUCUGAGAAGGAAGGAAACUGAAGAAGAGGGCUCCGGAGACGAGGUCGAUGAGAACAUGAUCGGACGCUUCUUAGAUCCCGUGGAACAGCAUGCUGUUGAUUCUAUAGCGAGUGUAAGACCGAUGGCUGCAGAAGGGACAAACUUCAACGGCGUUAUUAAUUGCAACCGAGCUGACGAAGCGGCGAAACACGUAGCUUACAAGGGUGAUUGUCAGAGGUACUGGAGGUGCGUUGGAGGUAUUGCACAAGCAGCAUACUGUUCCGAUGGCUUAUUCUUCAACGAGGCAACACAGCAAUGUGAUUUCGAAGCUAAUUCAAAAUGUGAUCCAAGUUUACCUGAAGACGAACUGCAAAGCGAGUUCAUCGUGUACAAGAAAUGA
Messenger RNA from Arctia plantaginis, 654 nucleotides. The record is from the annotation of a GenBank genome assembly. Lineage: Eukaryota; Metazoa; Arthropoda; Insecta; Lepidoptera; Erebidae.